Molecule: messenger RNA, 2188 nt
Organism: Dromaius novaehollandiae (emu)
Lineage: Eukaryota; Metazoa; Chordata; Aves; Casuariiformes; Dromaiidae
Gene: CAMLG
Product: calcium modulating ligand
Exons: 4
Coding region: 83-985 (300 amino acids)
Biological process (GO): tail-anchored membrane protein insertion into ER membrane
Cellular component (GO): GET complex
Source: RefSeq, a predicted model, not a curated record
GCGGGCGUUGGCGCCUGCGCGCUGGGGCGGAGCGGCGCCCAUUGUGCGGCGGCGGGGCGGCGGCGCGGCCCUUCGCGCCGCCAUGGAGCCGCAGCCGCCGGCCGCCAUGGACGGCGGCGGGGCGGGAGCGGCGGCGGCGGCGGCGGGGGGGCCCGCGGGCCUCUCGGCCUCGCAGCGCCGCGCCGAGCUGCGGCGGAGGAAGCUGCUGAUGAACUCGGAGGAGCGGAUCAACCGCAUCAUGGGCUUCCACCGGCCCGCGGCGGGCAAGGAUGAUGAAAGUCACACAGAAUCGAAACUUCAGCAUGAACAAGAUAAAUCAAACUCCCUUCCUGUUCCUUCGGUUUCCAAGCGCAUUGUGCUUGGCGAUUCUGUCUGUAAUUUGUCAGGAACGGCUGACCACGCAAGCAGCCUUGUAGACCUCAAAGGAGAUAAGAAGGACUUGUUCAGUAAGACUCCAGAGCUUGUCAACGAGGGCACGAGUGAGCUCCGUCACCGUAAUAGAGGGGAACUGUCAUCCGAUGCUGUGCCACGGCCACCUAGACAUGGAUUAGACCAAUACUUAUCCAGAUUCGAUGAAGCUCUGAAGCUGAGGAACCAGCUGAUGAAUGAGAAGCCAAGCCAAGAGAAUGGGAAUGCAGUGGAGGAGUUUGAUUCUUUCCGCAUUUUUAGAUUAGUGGGAUGCGCUCUGCUUGCCAUUGCAGUCAGGGCUUUUGUGUGCAAGUACUUGUCAAUAUUUGCACCAUUUCUUACUCUACAACUUGCCUACAUGGGACUGUCCAAGUACUUUCCAAAGUGUGAAAAGAAGGUAAAAACAACAGUACUGACUGCUGCUCUCUUACUGUCUGGAAUCCCUGCGGAAGUGAUUAGUCGCUCCAUGGACACCUACAGCAAAAUGGGAGAUGUUUUCACAGACCUUUGUGUCUAUUUCUUUACUUUUAUCUUCUGCCAUGAACUUUCUGUGUUUUUUGGUUCUGAAGUACCCUGAUGGCUGUAGAACUCAAUGCAAUAGUUACACUAAAGCUUUCCAGUCUGUAUUCCUUUAACAUCUGACUGUCCAACCAGGUUUAAACCUUAAUUAAAAUUCUUACCUGUUGGAAUGCUUGAAAGGAGCCUUAAAUCCAGUCAUUUUGGGAAUGGAAGAACAGGAUCCCAAGCUGCCAGUUGUAUUAGUACAGUUUAUUUAUAUACUGCGUCUAUCUAUUACAGAUGUGAAGAAUAGGAUGCAAGUGUCAGUAGAUGAUUUAUUUUGUUUAGUUAGAUGAUGCCCUUCUCACGCUCCUUCAUAAACACUUAUAAAGUUACAUUUGUUUUUUGUGAUGAGAACAGAAAGAAGGGAUUCACUUUCAGCAAAACCAUAUAUAUGUCCAGCAUGACUGUAGCUAAAAAGAACUGCUCAUUUUGUGUUACUCCCAUUUUUUUUAACGAAAGCUCUAAAUAAAAGAAAUCCCUGGAUUCUGUUGUUCCAGUUCAGAAUGCCGAACCAAGCAGCUGCUUCUGGAGAGUGUUGGUGAAACAUGCCACUUCAUUGUUCAAAUCCUUGCCUUGCUAUAAAUUAUUUGUUGUGAUUGUGAUGAAUUUGAUGAUUCUAGUGCAAAACAGCUAAGCAAAAAAAAAAAAAAAUCCUGUUGGUCUGCAAGUGUCAUCAAUCAAAAGUAGGAAGAAACAAAAUUGUUAAUCUCAACUGUUUGUGAGUUUCCGGCAGCCUGUUAAUCCUAGUGUAGCUCAUACCUGUGCUUUCAUUCUGACCCCCCCGUCCUUUUUUCUUUUAGCAAUAGUUUGCCUCAUGCAAGGAAAGAUGUAUAUAUUGGCAACCAACCCACAGUAUAAAACAUUUGCUCCAGUUUAUGUAAAAAAUACAAGGGAACUGUUGUUUUUCUAGCUCCUUGCAGGAUUGCAUUAGACAAUUUUGAAUGUGACAUUCAUUUCUGUAUUUUUUCUCUGUUUAUUACUAGACAUUUGCAUGUAAAGGGGAUCUCAGUUGCCUGGGAGUUUUGCUCCUGCUGCUUAAUGGUAGCACUACCCAACAGCAUAUAGUCUUUGAUUCAGCAGAGAUACUUACAUGUUAACUGAUUUGCUAUCUUCUGUGCUGUGUUUUUGAGAUUCUCCCAGUUGCAUCAAAAUAGCCAUUCCUGUUUAAAUACUAAAUACUACAAGUGACAAUGAAAUAAAAUAUCUUAUUGCUUUGUUA